Molecule: messenger RNA, 7053 nt
Organism: Vidua chalybeata
Lineage: Eukaryota; Metazoa; Chordata; Aves; Passeriformes; Viduidae
Gene: ADAMTS7
Product: ADAM metallopeptidase with thrombospondin type 1 motif 7
Exons: 24
Coding region: 1-5700 (1899 amino acids)
Biological process (GO): proteolysis; extracellular matrix organization
Cellular component (GO): extracellular matrix
Molecular function (GO): metalloendopeptidase activity
Source: RefSeq, a predicted model, not a curated record
AUGGCGGCCCCGGCCGCGCUGCGCCCGCUCCUGCCCCUCGUCCCCCUCGCCGCCGCGCUGGCGCUGGCCGCGGGCGGGGGCACGGCGGGGACAGAGCCGCGCUCCGGCAGCGACAUCGUCCAUCCCAUCAAGGUCGACGAGAGCGGAUCCUUCCUGUCCUACGACUUGUCCCACCGGGCCCUUCACCGGAGGUCUCCGGCCUCCAGGAGCAAGCUUCCCGCCUUCUACGAGCUGCAGUACAGAGGGCAGCCCCUGAAAUUCAACCUGAGCCUCAACAGGCACCUCCUGGCUCCGGGGUUUGUCAGCGAGAGGCGUUUCGGGGGCAUCGCCGGCGCCAAGAUCCAGCCUCGCUCCUACAACUCGUGCCACAUGAUCGGGGAGGUGCGGGGCCGGGCGCCGCAGGGCGGGCUGGCUGCCCUCAGCACCUGCGAUGGCCUGAAAGGCGUGUUUCAGCUCAUGAACGAGGACUAUUUCAUCGAGCCCGUGUCCGGCAGCCCCCGGCAGGAGGGAGCAGCACAGCCCCACAGGAUCUACAAGCGCCAGGUGCCCAAGGACAGGGCUGAGCAGGGCAGGAGACCCCCGGCCCCGCGGGAGUCCUGCGGCGUGCGAGAGUCUCAGGAAAGCCUGGAGCGGUCUGAGAGGCGCAGGGAGAGGUGGGAGCAGAAGCAGCGCAGGAGGAGAAGGAUCAGGCAGCGCUCCAUCAGCAGGGAGAAGUGGGUGGAGACGCUGGUGGUGGCAGACACCAAGAUGGUGGAGUUCCAUGGUAGUGCCAACAUCGAGAAGUACGUGCUGACCGUCAUGAACAUGGUGGCGGGGCUGUUCCACCACGCCAGCAUCGGGAACCCCAUCAACAUCGCCAUAGUGCGGCUGAUCCUGCUGGAGCACGAGGAGGAGGACCUGAAGAUCUCCCACCACGCAGACAACACCUUGAAAAGCUUCUGCAAGUGGCAGAAGAACAUCAACGUGAAGGGAGACUCCCACCCCCUGCACCACGACGUGGCCGUGCUGCUCACCAGGAAGGACAUCUGUGCUGCCAUGAACAGGCCCUGUGAGACCUUGGGGCUGUCCCACGUGGCCGGGAUGUGCCAGCCCCACCGGAGCUGCAACAUCAACGAGGACACGGGGCUGCCCCUCGCCUUCACCGUGGCCCACGAGCUGGGACACAGUUUUGGGAUUCAGCAUGAUGGAAGCAGCAAUGACUGUGAGCCAGUUGGGAAAAGACCUUUCAUCAUGUCUCCACAGCUCCUGUAUGACACGUCCCCACUCACCUGGUCCCGCUGCAGCCGCGAGUACAUCACACGCUUCCUCGACCGGGGCUGGGGGCUGUGCCUGGAUGACCCCCCAGCCCGGGAGCUGCUGGACUUUCCCCUGGUGCCCCCGGGCGUCCUGUACGACGUGGGCCACCAGUGCCGGCUGCAGUACGGCCCCCACUCCACCUUCUGCGACGACAUGGACAGUGUCUGCAGCACGCUGUGGUGCACGGUGGGGAACACGUGUCACUCCAAGCUGGACGCGGCUGUGGACGGCACGGCCUGCGGGGAGAGCAAGUGGUGCUUCAACGGCGAGUGCGUUCCCGUGGGCUUCCGGCCCGAGCCCAUCGACGGCGGCUGGAGCUCCUGGAGCUCCUGGGCCUCCUGCUCCCGCAGCUGUGGAGCAGGAGUGCAGAGUGCUGAGAGGCACUGCAGCCACCCCACGCCCAAGUACGGGGGCCGGUUCUGCCUGGGCGAGCGGAAGCGGUUCCGGAUCUGCAACGUGCGGCGCUGCCCCCCGGACAAGCCCUCCUUCCGCCAGCUCCAGUGCAGCCACUUCAACCCCAUGCUCUACAAAGGGAAGCUCUACAAGUGGACGCCAGUGCCCAACAACAUUAACCCCUGCGAGCUGCACUGCCGGCCCGAGCACGAGUACUUUGCGGAGAAGCUGCGGGACGCGGUGGUGGACGGGACGCCCUGCUACGACGGCGACGCCAGCCGCGACGUCUGCAUCAACGGCAUCUGCAAGAACGUGGGCUGUGACUACGAGAUCGACUCGCACGCCGUGGAGGAUCGCUGCGGGGUCUGCCACGGGGACGGCUCCACCUGCCACACCGUCCACAAGACCUUCGAGGACAGCGAGGGGCUGGGCUAUGUGGACAUUGGGAUUAUCCCCGUGGGAGCCCGGGAGAUCCGGAUUGAAGAAGUGGCCGAAGCCGGGAAUUUCCUGGCGCUGCGGAGCGAGGACCCGGAGAAGUAUUUCCUGAAUGGUGGCUGGACCAUCCAGUGGAACGGGGACUACAGGGUGGCAGGGACCACCUUCACCUACAAGAGGACAGGGAACUGGGAGAACCUCACCUCUCCGGGGCCGACCGUGGAGCCCGUGUGGAUCCAGCUGCUGUUCCAGGAGACCAACCCCGGGGUCAGGUACCAGUACACGAUCCAGCGCCCGGCCGAGAGCGAGAACGAGAUCGAGCAGCCCGAGUUCCUGUGGCGCUUUGGCUCCUGGACCACCUGCACGGCCACCUGCGGGACAGGGGUGCAGCGGCAGGUCGUGCACUGCGUGGAGAGGCUGGCGGGCCUGGUGGAGGAGCGGUUCUGCGACGCGCUCGCGCGCCCCGACGACCAGCAGCGCACCUGCAGCGAGGAGCCCUGCCCGGCCAGGUGGUGGGUGGGCGAGUGGCAGAAGUGCUCGGCCUCGUGUGGCCGGGCGGGGCUGAUGAAGAGGACGGUGCUGUGCAUCCAGAGCGUGGGGCUGGACGAGCAGAGGGCCCUGCAGCCAGCGGACUGCCAGCACCUCGCCAAGCCAGAUGCCACUGCUCCCUGCCACCCAGAGGUCCCCUGCCCCUCCCCGUGGGCUGUGGGGAACUGGUCUGAGUGCUCCGUGACCUGUGGGAACGGGACCCAGCGGCGCCCAGUCCACUGCAGCAGCAGCAGCAGCAGCGGGGCCCCGUGUGAGCCUGCCCAGAGACCCAGCCCCGAGAGGGUUUGCUCCUUGCCACAGUGCCACCAGAAAUGGGACACCACCGACUGGUCCGGCAGCGGCUCCUCCAGCAGGGAGAUAUUUAAUGAAAUCCAUUACAUGCCCAGCAACCGCAUUCCUAAAUUUAACCCCUUGGUCCCAAACAUCCCGGAGUCCAACGAUGUCAAUGUCAUCACCGAGGAGGACUUCUCAGCCAGGAAAGGAAAUGUCUUUGUUGAUGAUUUUUACUACGAUUACAACUUUAUCAACUUCCACGAGGAUCUGUCUUACUAUCCCUUCACGGAGAAGGAGACCAAAGGCGAGGAGCCAAAGGCAGAGCCGAGCCCUGAUGGCACGGGGGGGCCCUGGGAGCUGCCCACCGAGGCCCUGCUCACCACCGAGCUGGGAGGAGAGAGCCAGGAGCAGCCAGGCACCGAGGAGGAGCACACUUCUGCUCCCGUGCGUGGGCGAGACACAGAGCCCGGGGAUCUGGCCACGAGUGACCUCCUGAGCAUGGUCCCCGAGGAUGGGGGAUCAGCCACUCCCAGAUACACCACCCCUGGCUUUUUGGGUGAGGAGGAGGAGGAGGAGGAUGCAGUGCCUGUGCCCCGCUCUCUGCCCAGCCAGAGCUCCGUGAGCCAGAGCUCUGCAAACCACCCGCGCUGGGCUGAGCCCCACGGAGCUGUGCCCACCAGCAGCAGCCUUGGGCAGGGUGCCCCCGCUCCCGGGGGUGCCCAGGCAGCCGAUGUGGGCUGGGGCAGUGCCGGGCUGGAUGUGUCCCAGGGGCCAGCAGCACGGGGCAGCGGGGGCCCUGCGAGCACCCAGGGACACGGCACGGCCCCGUCCGCAGGGAGAGGCCACGGGGACUCCGGGGAGAUGGCCCUGGCCACCACCAGUGACACCAAUGGUGCGGCCCCAGAGCCCAGCGAGCAGCACGGGUGGGCAGGAAUGCCAGAGGGGAUGCUGGCCACGCGGGCAGGAGGGCAAUCCCGUGGGAUGGAGAGGGCAGAUCUUGCCUUGCCCACCCUGCAGGCCCCCGGCCCGGAGGUGGCAGGGAGUGCUGGCAGCCCCCACCCUGCCGUGAGUCCCCCUCCUGCGGGUGCUGAUGGGGCUCCUGUGGGACAGGGAGGGCACCAGCCAGAGCUCCACACCCCCACAGCCCCCACCUCAACCCCCUCGGUGGCCACGACCGCCCCUCCAGCGUCCUUGUCCCCUGCCGUGCCCGGGCCAGCCACCCAGCUCACCUCCAGUGGCCUCAGCCAGCAGGAUGCCCUGGUCCCAGCCGUGCCCACAGCCCCAGCUCGUGGCCCACCUGCCCACACAGCAGGGUCCCCCCUGGAAUGGGGGACAAAGGGGGUGGCCCAGCACCCGGAUCUGGCAUCGCCCCACACCGAGCUGACCUCCCAUGGGACCCCACUCAGCGUCCCUGCACCGAGGGACCCCUCACCGUGGGCACCCCCAGGGACAUCAACGAGGGAGCCCUCACCGUGGGCACCCCCAGGGACAUCAACAAAGGACCCCUCACCAUGGGGACACCCAGGGACAUUAACAAAGGAGCCUUCACCGUUGGGACACCCAGGGACAUCAGCAAGGGACCCCUCACCGUGGGCACCCCCAGGGACAUCAACGAGGGACCCCUCACCGUGGGGACACCCAGGGACAUCAACGAGGGACCCCUCACCGUGGGCACCCCCAGGGACAUCAAUGAGGGACCCCUCACCGUGGGCACCCCCAGGGACAUCAACAAAGGAGCCCUCACCGUGGGCACCCCCAGGGACACCUGCCUCCAGUGACGGGGGGCAGGAAUUGUCCCAGCCCACCCCUUUGCCCCCCCUGCUCUGGGAGAAGAGGCUGCAGGAGGAGGAGGAGGAGGAGGAGGAGGAGGAGGAGGCUCUGCCUCCACCGUCGCCCACCACAGCAGCCGCUGCCAAGCCCAGCUGGGAGGUCGGGAACUGGAGUGAGUGCUCGGCCACGUGCGGCCUGGGCGCGGUGUGGAGGCCGGUGCGCUGCAGCAGCGGCAGUGACAGCGGCUGUCCCGCGGCCGACCGGCCCGUGCCCGCCCGGAGGUGCUCCCUGAGACCCUGCUCGGCCUGGCGCGUGGGCAACUGGAGCAAGUGCUCCAGGAGCUGUGGUGGGGGCACGAAGGUGCGGGACGUUCACUGUGUUGACACCAGGGACCAGCGGCUGCUGCGGCCGUUCCACUGCCAGGCCGGGCUGUCCCAGCCCCCGGCACAGCUGCCGUGCCGCAGCGCGCCGUGCCUGGCCUGGUACACGUCCUCCUGGAGAGAGUGCUCGGAGCCGUGCGGCGGCGGGGAGCAGGCCCGGCUGGUGACGUGCCCGGAGCCGGGGCGCUGCGAGGAGACCCUGAGGCCCAACAGCACCCGGCCCUGCAACAGCCAGCCCUGCACCACCUGGGUGGUGGGCUCCUGGGGACAGUGCUCGGCUCCCUGCGGAGGGGGCAUCCAGCGGCGCCAGGUGAAGUGCAUCGACACCAGGACGGGGGUGGCCGAGGAGGACAGCAGCCUGUGUGACCACGAGCCGUGGCCAGAGAGCACCCAGAAGUGCAACCCCCAGGAGUGCGACAGCUCCGAGCCAGGUGUCCCCUGCGAGCGCGACCGCCUGACCUUCGCCUUCUGCCAGACGCUGCGGCUGCUGGGCCGGUGCCACCUGCCCACCGUGCGCGCCCAGUGCUGCCGCAGCUGCCGCCAGCACGGGCUGCCGCCAGCGCCCGGCCGCGCCCGCGGCGACCAGCGGCUGUCCCGGAGGUGACAGCGCUGUCCCCGCGGCUGCCGGGCCCUGCAGGACUGGUGCCUCUGCCCCAGCUCUGUAGCUCGUGCCGCUCUCUAACGGUGCUCAGACCAUCGCUGGCGCUGCCGGGGCUGGGCUCCCGCUGCUCCCCACGGGCGCUCCGGGGAGUGCUGCCCUGCCCGGGCACGCCAGCGGGGAAGCAGAGGGAAAGGGGAGCUGAAAGCAGCAAUAAUUUGGGGAGGACCUCUCAGAAAUGCUUAUGGUGCUAUCGUUUGACCUUUGCAGCCUCUCGAAGGUGUUGGCUGGCCAGCACAAACCUUGACUUUUAUUAUUAUUUUUAUAUCUCUGAGGUGAGCAUCCAGCAUUCCACCGGCUCUGCUGACCCUUUGGGGUAGGGAUUUUUUUUUUUUUUUUUCCUUUAAGGGACUUGAAGCUGGCAACCCAUUUCUGUAAUUUUCAUUAAAAUGUUUACGCACUGAAGCUAAAUAGAUUUAACUUGAGAAGUAGAGGCAGGGCAGAGGAAUAAAGUUUCAGCUUCAGCUGGGGCUGUGCAGGGCUCUGUCUCCCCAUUGCUGUGUCCCUCUGGAGCAGAGGGCAUCACCAGGGACACCGAGGUUUGCAGUCCAGCAGGGCAUUCCCAUUCCUUUGCGUGCCUUCGGGCAGGAGAGGGAAGCUGCCCUGGCAGGGAGUGGCACAUCCCCUCCCUCGUGGGCAGCCAAGUGCUCAGUCCCUGGAUUUCUGUAUGUGUAGCAGUGUAAUGCUUGGUUAAGGUGUUUUUCUGUGGCCUGACAGGCUGAACCCUUUUUUCCCCCCUGCUUAUCUAGAUUCUCCUCUGUUAAGGUUAGCUGAUUUUUAACUAGAAUAUCCCAUUUACUCUGAGGCACAGCCCCUACUGCCUGCUCCCGGAGCGGUGUGGGAACAGAUCCCUCCCUGUCUCGGGGAGGGAUUCCUGCCAGCUUGGUCUCUGGAGGAGGGCAGGAGCGUUUAGGUAGGAAUUCCUUUCCCUAUUACUCUUCAGGCUGUGGAGGAUGCCCAAAAACUGGGGGACCUUGAGGGGCAAUCCUCCCUGCACUGGGCAGAGUCAGGCUGGAGCCCAGCCCGGGCUGCAGCACUCAGCCCAAACGGGGAAAUUCCUGUGUGUGAUUUGUAUGUAAAACACCAGCCACGAGCUCACCAUUUGUGCUUUAUUCCGUUCCAAGGUGGUGUAAAGUUUUUGUGGUCCGAGAACCUGUGUCCAGUCCUGGUUUCCUUGUCCCCAGCACCAUCUGUCCCACAACCUGUCACCCUCCCAGGACUGCAACGGGACGACCCUUGUGUUGGGCUCUCAUGGCCACAGCUCACAAAGUGUGUUAAAUUAAACAAUUACUGAAGGAA